Penicilliopsis zonata CBS 506.65 is the source of this 1401-nucleotide messenger RNA. RefSeq lists its product as hypothetical. The transcript has 3 exons. Lineage: Eukaryota; Fungi; Ascomycota; Eurotiomycetes; Eurotiales; Aspergillaceae. The record is from RefSeq and is a predicted model, not a curated record. Gene Ontology annotation, biological process: L-aspartate biosynthetic process. Gene Ontology annotation, cellular component: cytosol. Gene Ontology annotation, molecular function: L-aspartate:2-oxoglutarate transaminase activity; pyridoxal phosphate binding. Bases 1 to 1401 code for a protein of 466 amino acids.
AUGUCCCCACCGCCUCCGCACGUUCCCCAAACGUUCUCCUCUGACUCUACGUCUUUAUCUUCUUCUUCUCCCUCUUCUCUUCCUCCUUCUUCAUCAUCUUCGUCACCUCUCAAUCGUCUCGAAUCUAUCAAGUCGCACAUCAUGGGCUCCCCGUCUCCUGCCGCGGUUUUCACCGCUGCCGCCAUUGCUGCGGCCCCCGAGGAUCCUCUCUUCGGGCUGAUGGCCGCCUAUCGCCAGGACCCCUCGCCAAACAAGAUUGAUCUGGGUAUCGGCGCGUACAGAGAUGAUAAUGCAAAGCCGUGGAUUCUCCCGGUAGUCAAGAAGGCCGAUACGGCCAUUCACAACGACCCCGCCGUCAACCACGAAUACCUCCCCAUUGCCGGCCUGGGUGCGUACACCUCGGCUGCACAGAAGCUCGUUCUGGGCGCCGAUAGCCCUGCCAUCCGUGAGAAGCGCGUGUGCACUCUGCAGAGCAUCUCCGGCACGGGAGCCGUCCACCUGGGCGGCCUCUUCCUCGCCAAGUUCCACCCGCAACGGCCCCAGCCCCAGAUCUACCUGUCCAACCCGACAUGGGCCAACCACCACCAAAUCUUCUCGAAUGUUGGCCUCAGCAUUGCCCAAUACCCUUACUUCUCGCCGCAGACCAAGGGUCUCGACCUCGACGGCAUGUUGGCCGCGCUGCGUGCUGCUCCGCGGGGCUCCAUCAUCCUGCUGCACGCCUGCGCGCACAACCCCACGGGCGUCGAUCCGACCCCGGAACAGUGGCAGCAGAUCGCGGCCGUGAUGCGUGAGCAGGGCCACUUCCCUUUCUUCGACACCGCAUACCAGGGGUUCGCCUCGGGCGACCUCGCGCGCGACGCCUGGGCGAUCCGCUACUUCGUCGAGCAAGGCUUUGAGCUGUGCAUCGCCCAGUCCUUUGCCAAGAACCUCGGCCUGUACGGCGAACGUGCCGGCGCCUUCCACUUUGUCUCUGCCCCGGGUGCGGACGCCGUCGAGUCCUCCCAGCACGUCGCCAGCCAGCUGGCCAUCCUGCAGCGCUCCGAGAUCUCCAACCCGCCGGCGUACGGCGCCCGCAUCGCCAGCCUCAUCCUCAACGACUCCCAGCUCUUCGCCGAGUGGGAGGCCGACCUGCGCACCAUGAGCGGGCGCAUCCAGGAGAUGCGCGCCGGGCUGCGUGCCAGGCUCGAGGAGCGCGGCACCCCGGGCGCCUGGAACCACAUCACCGAGCAGAUCGGCAUGUUCAGCUUCACAGGGCUGACGGAGCCGCAGGUGAAAGUUCUCCGUGACCAGUGGCACAUCUACAUGACGAAAAACGGGCGUAUCUCGAUGGCAGGCCUCAACACGCACAACCUCGACUAUUUUGCCGAAGCGGUGGAUAGUGUGGUGCGCGAGACUGCAUAG